This is a messenger RNA of Spathaspora passalidarum NRRL Y-27907, 2103 nucleotides long. RefSeq names its product glucose sensor (gene HGT4). Gene Ontology annotation, cellular component: membrane. Gene Ontology annotation, biological process: carbohydrate transport; transmembrane transport. The transcript has a single exon. The record is from RefSeq and is a predicted model, not a curated record. Bases 1 to 2103 code for a protein of 700 amino acids. Gene Ontology annotation, molecular function: carbohydrate:proton symporter activity. NCBI's taxonomy places the organism in Eukaryota, Fungi, Ascomycota, Pichiomycetes, Serinales, Debaryomycetaceae.
AUGUUCAAAUUUCUAGAGCGAAUAUUAUACGACAACACGAUAGAAGAAGAAUACCACCGUAAGCUACGACAGAAGUCUUCUUCAAACUCUGCUAUUAUAGUUGGGUUGGUUGCAGCUAUGGGUGGUUUCCUUUACGGGUACGACACAGGAUUAAUUAAUGGGUUAUUAGAAAUGCCCUAUGUUUAUGAAAACUUUGCCUCGGAUGGCCUAACAUUUACCACACACGAAAGAGCAUUAACAGUGGCUAUGUUAUCCUUAGGUACCUUUGUAGGAGCAUUGAUUGCUCCCUUGAUUUCCGAUAAUUACGGUAGAAAAUUUUCCAUUAUUUUGUCAUCUACAUUAGUUUUCAAUGUGGGUAAUGUUUUACAAAUUGCAUCAACUGAGUUACCAUUGUUGGCUGCUGGCAGAUUCAUCUCAGGUAUAUCAGUCGGUAUACUAUCGGCUAUUGUACCGUUGUACCAAGCCGAAGCUUCUCCAAAAUGGGUUAGAGGUUCCAUUGUUUUCACGUAUCAAUGGGCCAUCACCUGGGGAUUAUUGAUAGCCAGUGCCGUAUGCCAAGGUACAAGAAAAAUGAAUAACUCUGGAAGUUAUAGAAUCCCUAUUGGGUUACAAUUUUUAUGGGCAUUAAUAUUAUGUACGGGGAUGUUAUUCUUACCAGAAUCACCAAGAUACUAUGUCCAAAAAAACAAUAUACAGAAAGCAUUAGAUGCAUUAUCAAAAUUACGACGGUUGAGACCCGAUGAUGCCGAUUUAAUUGAAGAAUUAGUUGAAAUUAAAGCCAAUUAUGAUUAUGAAUUAUCAUUUGGAAAAACCACCAUACUAGACUGUUUUAGAUCUGGUGGUGGUAGACACAAACAAAAACUAAGAAUGCUUACCGGUAUUGGAGUUCAAUUUUUCCAGCAAUGUUCGGGAAUCAACUUUAUUUUUUACUAUGGGGUAAAUUUCUUUUUGAAUACUGGAGUUCAGAAUUCUUAUAUCAUGUCGUUCAUAACAUACCUUGUAAAUAUGAUUUUCACUAUUCCAGGGAUUAUUCUUAUUGAUACAAUUGGUAGAAGAAAAUUAUUAUUAUGGGGAGGUGUCGGUAUGGCAGUUUCAAAUUUCAUAAUUGCCAUAUGUGGAGUGAGUAUCAGCCAAACUGAAAUAAACUCAAUUCUCAGUGUUUCAUUUUCUUGUGUUUUCAUUUUGUUUUUUGCAGGUUCCUGGGGUGGUUGUACUUGGGCAUUAUGUUCUGAUAUUUACAGUAUUUCCAUUAGACAAAAGGCCGUGGCUAUAACAGCAGCUACUAAUUGGUUAGUUAACUUUAUUUUCGCCUAUAUCACCCCAUACUUGAUUGAUACGGGAUUGCAUACUGCUGCAAUUGGCAACAAGAUUUUUUUCAUGUGGGGAGGAUUCAAUGCCUUAGCAGUUGUAUUUGUUUAUUUCACUGUUUAUGAAACCAAGGGGUUGAAGUUGGAAGAAGUUGAUUACAUGUAUGCUCAUUGUACUACGGCGAUGUCAUCUCCUAAGUUUAUAUCAACCAAGAUUGACUAUGCCAGAUUAGAUGAGAAUUAUAACCCAAUCGUGGAAGAAUCAUCAUCUUCCCCAAGUGAUGUAUCCCACCAAAUAAUUGUGGAGAAAGACACUACACCAGAACAUCAUAUCACUGAACCAUUAUAUACAAGCAAACAAGAAAACGACUUGAUGAUUAUUCCUUAUAAUAAUAUAUUAUCUCCGACAUCAACCGCAGAGGGAGAAGAGCUCAGACGAGAAUCAGUUACUUCCCAUCAAUUUUCAAAUACAAAUAUGUCAACCAUAUCACCGUUAACUCAGGGCGAUUCACAUGUUUCCAAUGACUAUCAAAGUUAUUUAGAAUCUUUAAAACGAGAAUAUUCGGGAAUUCAAGCAAUGCCGCCUCAAGAGUUUAGCAGUGAUAGUAGUGUUGACAUGGAUGAUGAAAUUAUAGAGACAAACCAAUCAGGUAUACCAACGACAGUAAUUGCAACUCCAUAUUUCACUCAACCUCCAAGUGAUUCAGAUUCAAGUGAUGAUGAUGAUGAUGAGGAGGACGACGACGACAACGAAGAAGAGCAGGAGCAGAAACAGUCACAAGAAAAGAGACCAUAA